Gilbertella persicaria is the source of this 873-nucleotide messenger RNA. Its product is annotated as Redoxin. The transcript has 2 exons. Bases 331 to 834 code for a protein of 167 amino acids. Gene Ontology annotation, cellular component: peroxisome; mitochondrion; cytoplasm. The record is from RefSeq and is a predicted model, not a curated record. Lineage: Eukaryota; Fungi; Mucoromycota; Mucoromycetes; Mucorales; Choanephoraceae. Gene Ontology annotation, biological process: hydrogen peroxide catabolic process; cell redox homeostasis; cellular response to oxidative stress. Gene Ontology annotation, molecular function: thioredoxin peroxidase activity.
ACAUAGACUGGUUCAUAUCUGUUAUUAAUUUGUCUCUCUUUUAUCUCCCUUCCACUCUCUGCUCUUUCUUAUAACCUAAUGCAAGUAACAGUAUGAAUAUCUCAUGCACUGUUUAAUUUGUAGAAUUUAAUUUUUGCUUGUUUAAUAUUUUAUUUUCUCACAACGAGGGCUUCUUUUAGAAAAACGCGCUUACUUGGUACAAGCUUUUUUAUUUGUCAGCAUGGGUUUACCCUUACGUCAAGUUUAGUGGGUUUAGUAAGCAUCUCCGUCUAUAUUAAAGCUAAAAUCGAACUCCUCUCCUUUUUCUUUUUUUCUAUAUCUUUUUACAAAAUGACUAUCUCUGUCGGUGACACUCUUCCUCAAUGCAAACUUGCUUAUGUUCCUUACGACCCUAACCUCAGUCCUACUGCUUGUCCUGCUCCUGUGCCUUACGAUCUCGGCAAGGAACUCAAGGGCAAAAAGGCCAUCAUUUUUGCCAUCCCUGGUGCUUUCACACCUACCUGUUCUGAACAACAUGUCCCUGCCUAUUUAGAAAAAUACGAUGAGUUGAAAAAGAAGGUGGAUGUUAUUAUCUGUACUGCUGCUAAUGAUGGAUUUGUGAUGCAUGCUUUUGGUAGACACUUGAAUGUCAAGGACAAGAUCAUCAUGGCUUCUGAAGGAGGAUCUGAUUUCUUUCAACAAUUGGGUUUGACUUUGGAUUUAUCUAGUAGAGGCAUGGGUGUUCGUUCAAAGCGUUUUGCUCUUGUUGUGGAUGAUCUUAAAGUCACCUAUGUUGGUGUAGACGAACAAGGUCUUGAUAAGUCUGGACCUGAGGCUGUCUUGAAGAGCUUGUAAAUAAAAACAACAAAUGAUACAUGUGUGUAAAAAAAAAUA